AUGUUGUGUCGCAGAUUACAAGAUUUAACCUAUUAGCAUGGAGCAAAACAAUUUCGGAAAAAGUAUAAAAUAUUAGAGGAGCUCGGUCGUGGUGGUUUUGGUAUUGUUUACAAAGCAGAGCGAAAUGAUGAUAAUGCUUCAGUUGCGGUCAAAUUCGUUGAGCAUAGACGAGUUCGAGAAUGGACUAUGAAAUGUAAGCAAUUAAUUCCAACAGAAAUCUGCUUGUUGGAUAUAUGUCGCGGUGUACCGGGCGUUGUUCAAUUAAUUGAUUGUUCGAAAGGAUUUUUAAUAGUAAUGGAACGACCGCAGCAAUGUUUGGAUCUAUUCGAUUUAAUUUCAAUUUAUGGUUAUUUGAAUGAAGAUAUUGCACGAUCGAUAUUUAUACAGAUAUUGAAUACAACUCAUUUAUUAUAUAGCACAUAUGGUAUCUUUCAUCGUGAUAUUAAGGAUGAGAAUAUAAUUAUUAACAUGCGAACGGGAGAAGCUAUCUUGGUGGAUUUCGGCGCUGCAGCAUUCAUUUCUGAGGCAUGCAUCAAAGAAUUUCAAGGUUUAUUAUGCAAUUUUGAAUAUUAA
This is a messenger RNA of Acanthocheilonema viteae, 573 nucleotides long. The record is from the annotation of a GenBank genome assembly. NCBI's taxonomy places the organism in Eukaryota, Metazoa, Nematoda, Chromadorea, Rhabditida, Onchocercidae.